CAGUGCAAAAGCUCGAGUUCAAGUCACCGGUUCGUCUUCGUCGAGAGGGAGCCGCGUAAAAUGACGCUCCUGAAUAAUUACGAUAAUUGGUCGACGCGUCCGCGAGAGCUCCUCGUACCGCGAUCAUGCGCCCUUUGAAUCGGUCGGCGAUCGGGCUCUGUUUGUUCGCGCUGUUUACCUGCUGCCCAGCCGCUGCCGUUCCUUCUUCUUCUUCUUCUUCCAAUUCGCUGUACUCGGCCAACGACAACGACGACAACUUUGUCUUCGCCUACGAGCAUCCGAGAAAUUGCCGCAGCAACGAGUACUUCGACGUGGCCAGCUUCGCCUGCGUCGAGUGCGACGAGCAAAAGAAUUUGGUGCCCUCCGAGACGGGUGCCUCGUGCGUUUGCAACAAGUACAGCGUAUACCUCGGCCAAGAGCUCGACUCGCCGAGAUGCGAGCCAUGUCCUCCUGGGACGCUGCUCACUUCCGACCGGAAGAGCUGCAUACCCUGCAGAAAAACAAUCACCACCACCAGCGUCGACGGCAACAACACCUGCAGCUGCGGACCCAACGAGAUCAAAGUCGAGAGGGACGCGAGCGGCGAACUGCUCAAGAGCCUCAGGUGCGUCCAGUGCUCCGAGAGCAGCUAUCCGUCGGCCAACGGCUACAAGUGCCUCGCCUGCCACAACUCGUCGGCGAGCGGUCACGCCAAUUGCGCCUGUCCGAUCGCGAGCCACCUCAGGAUACAGGACUACUGCUUCCGACGCAACCUCAUCGAUUUCAUGGACAUUCGCAACUCUUACCUCGUUCAGUUCGCCCGUGAGAGCGUCGACAGCUUUUACCUGCGGAAAGAGCUCCGACUCUCGGCCUACUUGUGCAAGGAGGGUGAGAAGACGGCGUGCCAGCGACUGUCGAACAUGUGCGCGCUGACCCUCUCGGACAAGAGCGUAGCCUGCAAGCUCGCCAAGGCACUGCAGUCGGACGAGCUCGUCUGGAUGUUCUACGAGGAGAGCGGCUAUCCCGUCGUGGCCAACAACAAAAUCAUCCCGCUCAAGUACACCCUCGACAAGGACGACGGCAACAAUCGGCUCAACUUCAGUCUGGUCGCGUUCGGCCUGGACGGCCGGCUGCGCUCCCUCGACACGCCCAAUCUCUUCUGCACCUUUCUCAACGACGUGCGCUUCGGCAUCAACGUCAACAAGCAGUGCCGCGUCUACGCCAAGGAGCUCACCGCUCGCGAGAUGCUCUUCUUCUCGCCCUAUCUGCUGUUCGCCGACAAGGCCAAGUCCUAUCUCGCUGCUCUGCCGCUUUUCACCAAGAACAAGCUGUGGCAGCCGUUGAAAAAAUUCUUCCUCGUCGACAGCUUGUCGAGCUACAGAGCCAUGCCGAGUUUAGUGGACGACACGUUCAAGCAGGAGGACGAGCUUUCCACUUUGCGCUACAUGAAGUCCUUGGAAGUUUUAAUUACCGUACAGAAUGACAAAGAGGGUGGGCACAUUUACUCGCCUCUGCUCGUCAUCGAGUACGGCGAGCUCGACAAGCAAGAAAUUCAAGACAAUAAGCAAAUCAAGGUGGAUUACAAAGUCAUUUUCAUCUUGACCAACAAAAAUGUUGAUAACUCCUUAGAGGUAGCGAUCGGAGUUCUCGCGGGACUGGCCGUCAUGUACUCGGCGCUCAAGGCUUGGGGCUACUGCAAGAGAAACCACAACGGCAUCCUCAAAGUCGGGGUCGUCGCUUGGUUCUUCAUCUAUUGCCUCGGUGCCAUCGGAAAUGUACUGCUCUUAGUCACGACUAGCGUUUGCGUUUACAUAUUUAUUUUUUACAAAGGCCAAACGGUGCUGCACAUAUUGUUGCCGGCGGAUAGCGUCGAGACGAAAAUUUACCUCUGCACAAUCAUUGCCUUUUGCUUCAAGUUGGUGGAAUUAGCGGCGCUAAUCUAUCGUCAUCGCAAUAUCAACGUCUUCUUCAUCGACUGGGAACAGCCGAGGGUCAUCGCGCAGGCGGCUAGUUACGAUUCGCCCCACACGUCCUUGAAAAAGCUCUACGACAGCAGAUUCGAGCCCGACGGAGCCUCCAAGAGGAGCAAGAAAAAGUCCGACGGUUCGAGCGCCGAGGAGAGUCCCAGGGAGGAAAAAAUUUCCGAUCGGCAGCUGCGAGAGGAGACGCCGCCCCCGGCCCCGUCGAGCGACAGAGUCCAGCAAUUGCCGGUCAGCAUAUGGAGGACCUACUUCGUCGCCAACGAGUGGUUCAAGAUUCAAACCAAGAGGAGAAUAAACAUAGCUCUGCAGAUCAUCUUUACGCUUUUCAUGCUCGAGAUCGUGGGUUUGAAGUACUGGACCCAGCCGACGCCCGAGCUGCAAACCGAUGAGAACGAAAAUUCCACCAACGAGAAAAAUUUCACCCUCAGAUACGGAGUUGGAGCCUUGGUCUACAUGUUUUGCUACACCGUCCAGUGGAUAAUUUCCAUCACUUUUUACGAGCGAUACGUGAAAAAUCGAAUGCAACAUUUCGUGGAUCUGUGCUCGGUCGCCAACGUGAGCAUGUUCAUUUUCGCUUACAACUACUACGGAUACUACAUACACGGAAGGUCCGUUCACGGAUACGCCGAUACCGACUUGGAAACUUUGAUCAACGACUUGAAAAAAGAAGAGAACAAUUUGUGCGCUCACAGAGGUUUGAUUCCUGGUUCAACUAAUCAAACCUUUAUCGUUUCAUUGUCUUCUGCUUUUCGAGAUAUUUAUCAAAAGCUCGUGGACCUCCAAAGCUUGGGUGAAAAACGAUUUUCAAGAAGGAAUAUUUUAGACUCGAUCAAUUGAAAAAAGUCUUCAAACUCAUCUGAAAAUAAAAAAAUUUUUAACAGCUUUUAUCGACCAUUGUUUCAAAGAUUUAGAUUAUGUUAUAAAAGAAAGACUGCUUUUAGAAAAACUUUGUGAUAUUGAAAUUGGAAAAAAUGACGAUCAAUCGACGUUUUACACAGAUAAUAGCAAUAUGUUUGAUCGAGUUAUAUUUUACGGCAACGAAUGGACAUUAGGAACAUUUGAAAUUGCUCUCUUCAUCUUUGUACAGG
Messenger RNA from Trichogramma pretiosum, 3049 nucleotides. Its product is annotated as meckelin. Gene Ontology annotation, biological process: cilium assembly. The record is from RefSeq and is a predicted model, not a curated record. Gene Ontology annotation, cellular component: MKS complex; ciliary transition zone. NCBI's taxonomy places the organism in Eukaryota, Metazoa, Arthropoda, Insecta, Hymenoptera, Trichogrammatidae.